Messenger RNA from Dendronephthya gigantea, 2106 nucleotides. RefSeq names its product plexin domain-containing protein 2-like. Lineage: Eukaryota; Metazoa; Cnidaria; Anthozoa; Malacalcyonacea; Nephtheidae. The record is from RefSeq and is a predicted model, not a curated record. The transcript has 13 exons. The coding region runs from base 304 to 1824 and encodes 506 amino acids.
AUGAAAAAAAUCACUUUAUAUAUUUUUUCAAGUGUGACAGUUUGAUGUGAGUGUCGGUCCAAUAUUUAAUAUUGCAAUAAUAUGUAGCUUUUUUAAUACAUCAUAUAUCAUUUGAUAUUGCUUGAUUACACUGGAUAAUUUUCUGGACGCGUUUCUGUCAACGAAAAGUCAACAGGAAAUGGCAAAGUUAUGUGUGGCAGCAGGAUUCCACUUAAAAAUAUAUCGUUUGUGUAUUUUGCUUAAUAUAUUGUUUGGAAUAACACUUUGCAAUCAGAUGGAAAUAAAAGGCAAGGGAUCUAUUUGAUGAUCGGAGCAUUUAUGUCGUAUGUGAAUAUUCCUAGGAAAAAUAUAUCGGUGAUAAUCGAAAUCUCAGAACUUAUUGAAGAUUUUCAAGAAGUUCCAAAGGCAUAUUUAACAGAAAAACAUGAAAUUGUCCGGCGUGAUGUAGUUCAACCUAAUAUAUCCACUAUUAGUCCUUCACAACCAACACAAAGAAUCACCCCUUUGUCUCAAAAGCAAUCUACAUUGCAGCCAAAACUUGCUUCAACCAGUUUAAGUUCUCCCAUGGUUAAACCUAAUAAGACAGUUACCUCUGUAUCCAAGACUGUAUCAUUAGCUACUGCAAAAAUCCCAUCUAGUCAUGUAACAACAGAGAAACCAUACAAUUCAACAACACAAUCUCAAACAACAAAUACAGAGAACCAGCCAAAAACACCAACAAAGAAACCCUCAACAACUACAUUACCAACAAAAAUUGAAAAAGAUGACCACAAGUAUUACCGUUCACAACACUAUAGUAAUGGAAAAAAGUGGUGGUUUGAUUUAGAUGGUCAUAGUAACAAGACUAUAUUGCAUAAGGAGCUUUCUGAAAACAUCAAGUUCUCAUUUGUGUUACGAAUAUCAUUCGAUUUCCCAUAUUAUGGACAUCUGAUUAGAAAUGUUACCAUCACAAAUAAAGGUUAUUUGUUUCUUGGAGAGAGACUACAUGUAUUUAAUGCAUCGGCACAAUAUGCUGCUCCGUUAAUGGCGGACUUCGGUGCUGACUUACAUAAUAAGACUUCUAUUCGCUACAUUGACACAGGAGAUCGAUUCACAGUGGAGUGGGCAAACAUGCAAUUGAAAAACCAAUUUCCAGGCAAAGAAUUUUCAUUCCAAUGCUCUAUCUUAAAGAAUGGCAGUUUAAUAUUUGCUUAUAAAGAGAUUCCUGUACAAGUAAAGAGCAUAAGCACAAGUGGUUUCUUUGUACGUGUUGGUCUUUCAGAUACAUAUCGAAUUGAGAAGAUUGGAUACAAUGUUCGGUACAAUAAUAAGAUAUAUAGAAAAGUACGGUUCAUCAUCUAUUAUCUGUAUCAUAAAGUUCAACUGGAAAAAAAUAAGGUUUUAAGUGGUUCUGCAUUUGUUCUCACACCAGUACCAAACUGUGUAAUGUUCAACUCGUGUGACGAUUGUGUCAAUACUCGGACAGCGUUUAAAUGCAAAUGGUGUCCCAAGAUUAAGAGAUGCUCAGAUGGUAUUGAUAGACACCGCCAGAGUUGGUUAAACGCUGGUUGUACGAAAGACAGUGUGGAAUCAUGCUCUAGUGACGACAGUUCUAAACUUAGCGGAGGAGAAAUUGCCGUUAUUGUCAUUCUUCCGCUUCUUGUGAUGGUCAUUGUUGCUUGGUUUGUGUACGCUUACUUUCACCCUCAAACUAAAUCAGGACUUUGUUUGAUCGAGUAUGGCAACCCAACAAAGUGGUGUCGCAAUUCAAGUGGCGAGACGCGAAGCACGUCAACAGAUGGUCGAAUCAGUUUUAAAACUAUGCCUUUUGAAAGCAAUUCUUAAAUAUCUUGAUGAUUUCGUUGGAUUUUAGUUGUACAGAAAUGACGUUAUAUUUUUAGUCUUACAUGCAGUUGUUUUUAGUCUUUGUAAUAAGUUCGAAACAAGAUGGCGGUUAUAGUUAGAUAACUAACCAUUAUACCGUCCUCCACUUACCAAAUCUACGGCCAUUUCUUCGCUAAUCUCUAAUAGGAAGUUUUGAAUAUACAUUAUAUGAAUAUAGUUUUUAAUACACAUAUGCCAUACUUAGCAUUGCAAAUAAUUAAUUGAAUAAAAUUUAAAAACUUU